AGAGGAUGGAGCAGUGAUGUAGAGGAACUCUCUGUGUACAGAUACCCGAAUGUACCAACACGUUAUCUGUUUCUCUUAUAUCGUCGUCGGAGCUCGAGUGAAGGCUGAAACCUGAGCAGGAUGGGGAACGGAUCGAUGAAAUCAAAGCGUUACAAACACACAGACGGACACGGCUGCGGGUUCAAACACCCGUCUGUGGACUCCCUGAGGGCCCGCGUGGACGAGCUGGAGCGCGAGGGGAAGCGGAGGGAAGAGCUGCUGUGUGGCAAAGAGCAGCAGAUCAAAGGUCUGCAGGAGCAGCUGGCCAAUCAGACGCAAGCGCUGGCCGAGCUGAGCGAGGAGCUGCAGAAUAAAUGUAUCCAGCUCAACAAGCUGCAGGACGUCAUGAAGAACCAGAGUGGAGCGGCGGCACUCGUGUCCAGACCGCCUUCAGUGAAAACCUGCGGGAAGAACAGCCCCAACCUCAGCGUCCGCAUCAAGGAAACACUCAACAGAAGGAAAGGGGCCAAAGCCGGGGUGUCGGCCGAGCCCACGUCCAGGACGUACGACUCCAGCAGCCUGCCCAAGUUCUCCUUCGAGAAGGCUCGAAUACCCAAGGAUGCAAGUGUGAAGAAGCUGCUGGCAGACGCUCUCAAUAAGAACCAGUACCUGAGACGUCUGGAGCUGCAGCAGGUCAAAGACAUGGUGGAGUGCAUGUACGAGCGCACCUACCAGCAGGGGGAGUACGUCAUCCAGCAGGGCGAGCCGGGGAACCACCUGUUUGUCCUCGCAGACGGGAAGCUGGACGUGUUUCAACACAACAAACUGCUCACGUCGAUAACAGUGUGGACCACGUUUGGAGAGUUAGCCAUCCUGUACAACUGCACGAGGACCGCCUCUGUUAGAGCGGUGAACAAAGUGAGGACGUGGGCUCUGGACCGCGAGGUGUUUCAGAACAUCAUGAGGAGGACGGCCGAGACGCGACACGAGCAGUACCGCAACUUCCUGCGAAGUGUUUCUCUGCUGGCUAAUCUACCAGAGGACAAGCUCAGCAAAAUCGUGGACUGCCUGGAGGUGGAAUACUAUGACAAAGGAGAGUACGUCAUCCGGGAGGGAGAGGAGGGCAGCACCUUCUACAUCAUCGCACAGGGGAAGGUGAAGGUCACUCAGACCACCGAGGACCACAAGCUGCCUCAGAUCAUCAACACGCUGCACAAAGGAGACUACUUUGGAGAGAAAGCUCUGAUCAGUGACGACGUGCGGUCGGCGAAUAUCAUCGCUGAGGAGAACGGCGUGGAGUGUCUCGUCAUCGACAGAGAGACUUUUGAUCAAACAGUGGGAACGUUCAACGAGCUGCAGAAAUACCUGCAGGGUUACGUGGCCACGCUCGACCGAGACGACAAGAAGAGACACGCCAGGAAGUCGGUGUCCCGUCACCAGAGUCAGCCGCUGCCUCCUGACGUCAUCCAGCUGAAGGAGCUGGUCUCCGUGUUUCCUCCAUCACGACCAUUCGACCACCUGGAGGCGAUCGCCACGCUCGGGGUCGGAGGCUUCGGACGAGUGGAACUGGUGAAGGUGCAGGGUAAGGACAUCACGUUCGCUCUGAAGGUCAUAAAGAAGAAACACGUUGUGGACAACAGACAAGAACACAUCCACUCUGAGAGGAGGAUCCUCGCUGAGGCUCGCUCACCUUUCGUAGUCAAACUGUACCGCACGUUUAAGGAUAAUAAAUAUGUGUACAUGCUGCUGGAGGCCUGUCUGGGUGGAGAGGUGUGGAGUCUGCUCAGAGACAGGGGAAGUUUUGACGAACAGACGGCUAAAUUCUGCGUGGGUUGUGUCACGGAAGCCUUCGAUUACCUCCAUCGAAAAGGUGUCCUCUACCGAGACCUGAAGCCCGAGAAUCUGAUGCUGGACACCGAAGGAUACAUCAAACUGGUGGACUUUGGUUUCGCCAAGAAGAUCCGCUGUGGGCAGAAGACGUGGACGUUCUGCGGGACGCCGGAGUACGUGGCUCCUGAGAUCAUCCUCAACAAAGGACACAACUUCAGCGUGGACUUCUGGUCUCUGGGCAUCCUGGUGUUUGAGCUGCUCACAGGCAGUCCUCCGUUCUCAGGCAGCGACCAGAUGAUGACGUACACGUUCAUCCUGAAAGGCAUCGAGAAGAUGGACUUCCCCAAAAAGGUCACCAAGAGACCCGAGGACCUCAUACGCAAACUGUGCAGGAGAAACCCCGCGGAGCGUCUUGGCAACCUGAAGAACGGAAUAACAGAUAUCAAGAAGCACAGGUGGUUUAAUGGUUUUAACUGGGAGGGUCUGAAGGUCAGGACUCUUCUAUCUCCACUGAAGAGAGAACUCAGCGGACCCACAGAUCACAGUUACUUCGACAGCUACCCCCCAGAUGAGACUCCCCCUGACGAGCUGUCUGGUUGGGACAUGGACUUCUGAGACCUCCUGCUCUGUUCCUCCUUCGUUUUCCUUCCAUUGCACAACAAAAUCAAACAAAAACUCAAAGUGCAUAGCGGGUUUUUGGACUUUCCUCCAGCUCUAGGCGGAAGCAGCUGCAAAAAGACAAAAACUUUGAGGAGCUGCUUGAAGAUUCUCCUUUAAGUCGGACUGUGGAGGUGAAAAGGUCAUUUUGGUAAAGUUGUCAGAUUGGGAACAAAAGAACAACGUGCUUAUAGUGGUAGAGUUGUGUUGAUAUGAAACGUUAUGGCCUAACAACACGCAAUGUGACUGAGCGGCAGCAACAAAAUCUUUGAUUCAGCUUUGAUAUUUGACUCAGUUGUUGCACAGGCCUCCACAAAUAAACCAAAGUACGACUAACAGUGAACAAGCUAACAGUCCAAGUUUGGUUCUUACAGACUCAGCUAGCUGCUAUCUGUUGCUAACUUUCAAAUAACAUGUGGUUGUAAAAAGCGGAGCUCAGACUUGUUGGACGGUCUUUUAGUCCAAUAAAGCUCACAGAGAGAGACAGAUAGUCUGAUAUUUACAUGAACAAAUCUCCAAAAGGC
Molecule: messenger RNA, 2990 nt
Organism: Labrus bergylta (ballan wrasse)
Lineage: Eukaryota; Metazoa; Chordata; Actinopteri; Labriformes; Labridae
Source: RefSeq, a predicted model, not a curated record